CUCUUUCCACAGUUGUUCUGGAUGUGGCAGGCGAUUUGACGCCUUACUCCCACUCCUGAUCCAACGAUGGCCGAGGAAGGGUGAGUGCCGAGGCCCGCUGUGGCCUGCUGUGUGAAAGAGUAAUGGCAACACGUUACAUUUCUCAUUUCUGCUGGAGGUGUAAUGGAUGUUAACACCGCACUGCAAGAGGUGCUUAAGACUGCUCUCAUCCAUGAUGGUCUAGCACGAGGAAUUCGUGAAGCUGCCAAAGCUCUUGACAAGCGCCAAGCUCACCUGUGUGUGUUGGCUUCCAACUGUGAUGAGCCAAUGUAUGUUAAAUUAGUGGAAGCCCUUUGUGCUGAGCACCAGAUCAAUCUUAUAAAGGUUGAUGACAACAAGAAACUUGGUGAAUGGGUUGGUCUCUGCAAGAUUGAUAGAGAAGGAAAACCCCGCAAAGUGGUUGGUUGCAGUUGUGUAGUUGUCAAGGAUUAUGGCAAGGAGUCUCAGGCCAAGGAUGUCAUCGAAGAAUACUUCAAGAGCAAGAAAUAAACAUCUAAAAUAAAAAGUAUUGAGCCUGA
Molecule: messenger RNA, 557 nt
Organism: Xenopus tropicalis (tropical clawed frog)
Lineage: Eukaryota; Metazoa; Chordata; Amphibia; Anura; Pipidae
Gene: rps12
Product: ribosomal protein S12
Exons: 6
Coding region: 163-528 (121 amino acids)
Biological process (GO): translation
Cellular component (GO): ribosome
Molecular function (GO): structural constituent of ribosome
Source: RefSeq, a predicted model, not a curated record